Metopolophium dirhodum (rose-grain aphid) is the source of this 2460-nucleotide messenger RNA. Its product is annotated as facilitated trehalose transporter Tret1-like. The transcript has 8 exons. Bases 696 to 2159 code for a protein of 487 amino acids. NCBI's taxonomy places the organism in Eukaryota, Metazoa, Arthropoda, Insecta, Hemiptera, Aphididae. Gene Ontology annotation, cellular component: membrane. Gene Ontology annotation, molecular function: transmembrane transporter activity. The record is from RefSeq and is a predicted model, not a curated record. Gene Ontology annotation, biological process: transmembrane transport.
UUACGAGAUUGCACGUACGUCGUAGGUUAUAAAUAAUAAUUAAACAAAAUAAAAAAAAAUUGUGUUGAAAAUCAAAAAAAAUUUUGUGUGAGGCGGAUUUGCAGUUAGCCGAACGUUAUGACUAGUCCGGUGCGCGGCCGAAGGAUCGACCACAUAGUGCACCACAGUGGAGCAGUUAUCAAUGAAAGAGGUUCAAGAGUAUACCACCCGUGUUAAAGGGUAGGCGAACACGACGCAGUGAUGACGACUGUUGCACCAGAAGUCGAGAUCGAGACGCCGUCCGAGGACUCUUCGAUACCACGGGUUUCGACAGAGCAUGGGAAAGGCCCAGCUGAAACAGACGUGCAGGCAAAUCGCGAAGGUCCCCCAAGGAGACGGUCCAGUUCAAUGCCAGGCAUAGCAUUUCAGUUUAGUGCGGCCGAGGUCGAGUCCGCUCCGUUUUUCGUUUCGAUCGAAUCUGAAAUUCCGACAAAAUUAAAUAUUUAAAUUUUAAACGUAAAAUAACGAUUUUUGUAAUUCAUAAGUUAUGUUUAUACGGACUUUAAAAUGUUCAUUUCAAACUGUUAACCUGUGUAAAUACUAUAUUUUAUUUACUAUAUAGACAAUGACAUUUUGCAAAAUAGUUUGAUUAAUUUUACGCUAUUGCCAAUUUAUACCACGAACCUAUUCACACCGAUGUACGCGAGUAUAACAGGAUGGCCAAUGAAAUCAAAAUUGAUUGCGAAAUUACAUCAAUAAAAUAUGGUCUAAUGGCGACGCUGGCACAAUCGUUGGCAACUAUAGCACAGAGUUCUCUGUCAAUCGGAUUGGGUAUGCAAUUAGCAAUACCGGCAAUCGUUAUUCGUCACUUGUAUGGAAAUGAUAAAAGUGAUUUCUCAAUAUCACUAACCGAGGCGUCUUGGUACGGGAGUAUAUUAUUUAUAAUCCACCCAUUUGGAUGUUUUCUGUCGGGAGUGCUACAGGAGAGAUUUGGAAAAAAACGUUGCAUGAUUUUUGCAAACGUUCCCAGCAUUGUCGGAUGGACUUUGCUGUACUUUGCCCACUCGUCGCUUUUUCUCUACGCAUCUACGCUUCUAAUGGGAUUCAGCAUAGGCGUAGGAGCUGGUGCAGUACACGCCUACAUCGGAGAAAUAACAGAACCAAGACUCAGAGGAUCUAUGGCAUCGAUAACAAAUACAGCAGCUUUGUUUGGAUCGCUGUUGGGAUUCAUUUUGGGUUCAUUGUUUGACUGGCGCACUGUUGCACUGUUGAGCACACUUUGUCCUAUAAUUUGUGUAUCAUUAAUCAUUUUUAUCCCGGAGUCUCCUAUUUGGUUAAUCGCCAAAGGCAAAAACGAUAAAGCUGAAAAGGCCAUGUGUUGGCUAAGAGGAUGGGUGGAUCCUGAAACCAUUAAACCUGAAUUAAUUACACUGUUCCAUUAUAAUGAAGUAUCUGGAACUAUCGGAACUGAAGGUAGCAAUUUUCGCGCGAACGACGAUAAUAGUUUGCUGUCCAAAUUAGCCCUAUUCAAGGAACCAUCGGUUUAUGAACCGUUGAAAUUAAUAAUGAUUUAUUUUUUCACAUCUUAUGCAAUUAACCUUACUCCAGGCAAACCGUUCAUUGGUAAAAUAAUGACAGAAGUCGGUUUGCGGAAUUACCAAAGUAUAUAUUUGAUUAUUUUUUCCGUUGUGCAAACGAUUGGGAGUGUGAUAUUGGGCUUAACUAUACGUCUUUUCCGGAAAAGAUUUUUGACAUUAGUAACGGUAUCGAUCAACUCUGCAUUGUUGCUAUUAUUUAGCGUAUACAUCAUUGCCAUGAAAAAAAAUUAUAUCGAAUCGACGGAAUGGAUUCCUUUGACAAUAAUCGGUGGUAUUUACUUUUCUGGGGGUUGUGGUGCAGCAUGCAUACCCUGGAUGUUAAUUGGUGAAGUGUUCCCGAACAAAAGUAGAGGAAUUGCUACUGGCGUUUGUGCAGGAAUGUCAUAUUUACUUUUGUUCGUAUUAACAAAAUCGUACCUAACAGUUGAAAUGAUUUUAAGUAUUGAGUACACUAUGCUUCUGUUUGGUUGUUUUGGUAUUUUUGGAUUAAUUUAUUUUUACAAUUAUUUGCCAGAAACAGAAAAUAAAACGUUAUUAGAAAUUGAAGAAUUUUUCGCAUCUAAUUCAAAGGCUCGAAGAUAGAUUAAAAAAAAUUAGUAUUUCAUUAUAUUAAUGAAUUUUAAAUUUAGUAUUAUUAUUUUUAUUUAUUAAAAAGAAAUUGUAUUAAAAUUUGUUUUAAUAGUCUUUAAGGUUGAAAUAAUCUAUUGUUUGAUAUUUAAUAGUAUUAUAAGUAUUAUUUUAAGUAUUAUCAUGAAUGUUUAAAAAUAAUAACGUAACAUUACUUAUAUUUUAAUUUAAUAUGAUGAACCUCAAAGAAAAAUAAUUUAAGGAGAGUUUGAAAUCAUUUUUUGAAUAAUUUCACUAACAUUUUGUUAUUUUUUGA